Messenger RNA from Gracilinanus agilis (Agile Gracile Mouse Opossum), 3792 nucleotides. RefSeq names its product TBC1 domain family member 10B (gene TBC1D10B). Bases 388 to 3096 code for a protein of 902 amino acids. NCBI's taxonomy places the organism in Eukaryota, Metazoa, Chordata, Mammalia, Didelphimorphia, Didelphidae. The transcript is spliced from 9 exons. The record is from RefSeq and is a predicted model, not a curated record.
CUUCACGCAGGCGCUAGUUGUUUUACUGGCGCGCUGGUGGUGGGGGGAGUGCUCCGCCCAGCUAACUAUGUUGUGCGCUUGCGUGAAGACGGCCACCAGCCCAAAGGGGGGAGAGAGUUAGCGCGCGAGUGAGGGUGAGAGGGCACGAGCCGGACCCCCGCGAGGCGCCUGCCCUGUGCGGCCCCCUCCUCCUUCUCCCCUCCCUCCCUUCCCCUCCCUCUCACUCCAGCUUGGGCGCCCGCCAUCUGGCUAGGCCGCGCCCUUCACCCUCUGCCCCCUCCCUCCUUCCCUCCCUUCUUCCCUCCCGGUGGGUGGGGUGGCUCCUCCCCCAGGCCCAGCCUCCGGGGAGGGGGGAUGUGAGAAGCACCUUGGAGCGGGGCCGUCGCCAUGGAGACAGGCCCGGCGCCCUUGGUGGCCCCCCCACGCCGCCAUGGUGCCUCAGUGGCCCCCUCUCCGCCACCUCGGGGCUCCCGGACUGGGCCUGUGCUCGUGGUGGCCCCAGGGCCCCCAGUGACCACGGCCACCUCCUCUCCAGUCACUCUGGUGGCCCCUGGAGAGGCCCGCCCGGCCUGGAUGGCAGCUGGCCCCAGGCCCCCUCUUGGCAUCCCCGGGAGCCGGCCACCACCUCCGCCAGCCUCUGCAGGAUCACCAGGGCCAGCGGGGGGAACAGGGGCCGGUGGCAGCACGGUGGUGGUACUGACUCUGGAAUCUGUGGCUUCAGUCUCAGCUUCUGGGCAGGAUCCUGACCCCAACCCCACUAGAGAGGGGAGGACAGACAGCCUUGAAACCACUGGAAUCCCAAGGACAGAGCCAGGGCCAGGGUCAGCCUCUGAACCUCAUGGCAGGCUGGUGGCACCAGGAAUGGUGGCAGCAGUAGGAACAGCUUUACCCAUCAGUGCUGUGACCCCUGGGAUGGUGAUAGACUCUGCAGUAGCCAAGCCAGAAGCAGCAAUAGCAACAUCAGCACACUUGGAGACAGCCCUUGUAGGUGACUCUCUAGUCACCAGCUCAAUGGGCCUGACUGCAUCGGAGAUGGCAUCGAGAUUGGAUCCGGGCACUGGAUUAGCUGACUUGGCCCUUUCAGGAGCACCUGUGUCUGUGACAGCAGAGAGUUCAACCCUUGUGCCUGUUGUAACAUCUUCUGGUGCAGUGACAGCCAAACCGCCUGUUGCGCCCAAACCAGGAAUGGUGGUGGCUUCAGGAACAACUGGACCAGCUACUAUUAUAACAGCAGGACUGACAACAGAUGGGCUAGUUGCUACAGGGACAGCAGCAAUGGGUGAAACCACUGUAGCAGUGGCAGUGGCAGGUCCAGCUGUUGCAGUGCCAGUGGGGACAAGAACAGAGUCUCCUGUGGUCUGUGAGACUCCAGUAGCCAUGGUAACUGUGACCCCAGCCCCAGAGCCAACUGAAGGUUCCCAGGACCUGGGCUCCAUGUCUAGUUUAGGUCCUGGAAUCCAAGGACCUCGGGGGCAGGCCCCAGAUAGCCUGAGCUACCUGGACUCUGUGAGCCUCAUGUCAGGGACCUUAGAGUCUUUGGCAGAUGAUGUGAGCUCCAUGGGCUCAGACUCAGAGAUCAACGGGCUUGCUCUUCGAAAGACAGACAAGUAUGGAUUCCUGGGGGGCAGCCAGUACUCUGGAAGCCUGGAAAGCUCUGUCCCCGUUGAUGUGGCCCGUCAGCGGGAGCUAAAGUGGCUGGACAUGUUCAGUAACUGGGAUAAGUGGUUAUCUCGUCGCUUUCAGAAGGUGAAGCUGCGAUGCCGAAAGGGCAUCCCCUCAUCCCUUAGAGCCAAAGCCUGGCAGUUUUUGUCCAACAGCAAGGAGCUCCUAGAUCAAAAUCCUGGUAAAUUUGAGGAGCUGGAGCGGGCCCCAGGAGACCCUAAGUGGCUGGAUGUGAUUGAGAAGGAUUUGCAUCGACAAUUCCCCUUUCAUGAGAUGUUUGCUGCUCGAGGGGGUCAUGGGCAGCAAGACCUGUAUCGGAUCUUGAAAGCCUACACCAUCUAUCGGCCUGAUGAGGGUUACUGCCAGGCCCAGGCCCCUGUGGCAGCUGUGCUGCUCAUGCAUAUGCCUGCUGAGCAAGCUUUCUGGUGCUUGGUACAGAUAUGUGACAAAUACCUUCCUGGCUACUAUAGUGCGGGGCUGGAAGCCAUCCAGCUGGACGGGGAGAUCUUCUUUGCUCUUCUUCGGCGGGCUUCCCCUCUAGCACACCGGCAUCUUCGGCGUCAGCGCAUUGAUCCUGUUCUCUACAUGACUGAGUGGUUCAUGUGCAUCUUUGCCCGAACUCUGCCCUGGGCCUCAGUUCUCCGGGUUUGGGACAUGUUCUUCUGUGAAGGAGUCAAGAUCAUCUUCCGAGUGGCUCUGGUGCUUCUUCGGCAUACGCUGGGCUCCGUAGAGAAGCUUCGGUCCUGCCAGGGAAUGUAUGAGACCAUGGAGCAACUGAGGAACUUACCUCAACAAUGCAUGCAGGAAGAGUUCCUUGUGAAUGAAGUAACAAACCUCCCUGUGACAGAGGCCCUGAUAGAGCGUGAAAAUGCAGCACAGCUAAAGAAGUGGAGAGAGACCCGAGGGGAACUUCAGUACAGACCAUCCAGAAGGCUCCAUGGCUCAAGGGCAAUCCAUGAGGAGCGCAGGCGACAGCAGCCCCCUCUGGGCCCAUCUUCCAGUCUCCUCAGCCUUCCAGGCCUCAAAAGUCGUACCUCCAGAGGUGGAGGUUCUUCUUCUCCACCCCUCCCUAUUCGAAGAGCCAGUGCUGGCCCUGCUCCAGGCCCUGUGGUCACAGCUGAAGGGCUACACCCCUCCCUGCCCUCACCAACUGGAAACAGCACACCUCUGGGACAGGUAAAGGAGACCAAGCGACAGGAGAAGGAGCGGCAGAAGCAGGAGAAGGAGCUUCAGAAGCAGGAGAAGGAGAGGCAGAAGCAGGAGAAGGAGAGGCAAAAGCAAGAGAAGGAGCGAGAAAAGGAGAGACAGAAACAGGAGAAGAAGGCCCAGGGGCGGAAGAUGUCCCUUCGGCGGAAGGCAGACGGUUCUCCACCCCCACAAGAUGGAGGGGAUGGGACCUCGGCAGCUGGGGCACGACAGGAUGCCUACUUCUGACCUUCUAUCCCAUCCAUGCUGGGUCUGGUAGGGACACUGGCUUCCCUCCUCCAUGUUGAACUUCAUCACCUGUCCUCUGCACUUCCUUGACCUCCCAGGCCUAUGGAGCCAGUUACAGGUCUCCUCUCAUUCUAUUUGGUCAGUGAUAUUCUCCCUUAGAGAAGGCUGUUUUUCUCCCCACCUUGGUAUAAACAGCCAUGUCUCAACAGAGCAAAAGGAACUAGUGCUAUUCCCCAGAUCCAUCGUCGGGCUUGGUUCCACUGUGGAGCUGGCCCAGUAUUUUCCUCAGUUGUUGCUGGACUCUGUCCCUAAGCCAACCCUAUCUAGGGGGUUUGAAACCCCAAUAAGCAUUUCAUGGGAUGAUGUGGAGUGAGCCCUGAGCUUACCCCCACCCUUUUUCCAGUCUACUCAACCAGUGUUCUUCCUUUCCUGACUCCAUUAAGUUUCUCCUUUCACCUUUCCCCUCUCUUGCUGAUCUAACCCUUUCAUACCUUCUUCAGCAUGAGUGGACUUUUAAAGAUGGGCCUUGGCUGUUUCUAAAUUUUUACUCUUGGUGGCUUAGCCUCCCAAUUCCACAAGGAGAAAGCUGGGUGAGCCUCUUCUUCCCUCAAGCCUUAACCGUCCCCCUACAUCUUCCCUCUGUGCCAGACAGAGAGGCAGAAGGGCCUCUCUAUAUUAUAUAUAUAUAUAUAUAUA